Pelagomonas calceolata is the source of this 1324-nucleotide messenger RNA. NCBI's taxonomy places the organism in Eukaryota, Pelagophyceae, Pelagomonadales, Pelagomonadaceae. The record is from the annotation of a GenBank genome assembly.
CAAGCAAAGCCACGCGCUGCCUCGCGCGCUGUACGUGCAAGUGCCUUGUAGCAUUAUAUCUCGCAUUGGCGCAGCGUAUUUUGAUCGCUCAGCGCGAGCAAAACACGCUAUUGCUCGACUGCACACUCGGUCAGCAAUCACAGCCUGACCAGCCGCUCGCCGGCACGCCAACCACAGCCCUGCCCACCCGCUCGCGGGCACGCCGUCGCCGCGACCGCAAAACCGGGCGCAGCAGUAAAUGCUCGGCAGCGCCGAGUACGCCCGCAACAUGCGCGCGACCCAGUCGGGCGUCAACGACCAGUCCGCCCGCCGCCGCCGCCAGCACCAGGUCACGCCCGAGGAGGCCGAAGCCCGGUGGGAGCAGGCCAAAAAGGACCACAUGAUCCCCUUCCACAAGAUGGCUUUACUGACCAUGGCGGCGACCGCGCCGGCCUUCAUAAUGGUGUUCAUGUACACGGAGCCCGACGUCGGGUGGCAUUGGGCCGUGACGCGGCCAUAUCCCCCCAUUUAUGAUGUUGAAGAACCCAUCAUCCUGGGCAAGGAGCAAUGUGCUGCUUUUCGAAGAUCUACGUCGGACUUUCGACGCGCGGCGCCGGCGGGCCUGCCUUCGUCAGGAGCGGUCUACCUCUGGAAAUUACUAAGAUUGAACUGCCUCAUGCCGCACGAGUGUUUUGAAAGGGAGCGGGGCUUCGACGACGACGACGACCGCAUCACGCGUCUGUCGAACGCGGAGAAUGAAUUACAGAGAAAGAACUGCGCGCCCUUUUUGACGCAGCCGCCCUGGGGCCGCCACGCCUUCCACGGGUCUCCGAGGAUCCUGGAGAAGCACCGGCGCGUUAAUAGAACCGAGGUCCUGCCCGUGGCCGUGGCCAAGGAUCCAUGGACCUGGUUCCGGUCGGCCUGCCGGCGGCCGGGAGGCAUGCGCUUCAAGCGGGGCGAGACGUGCCCGUCGCCGCCGGGGCCCGUCCGAUUUGAAGAAAGACCCUGGGAGUCGCUCGGGCACCUCUGGGGCGCGUGGCACGCGUCUUAUGUGGGGACGCGGUCGCUCGUCGUGCGCUACGAGGACCUGCUCUGGCGGCCGGUCGAGACGGUCGGGGCCGUGUGUAGUUGUGUGGGCGGCAUGACGGCGCCGCCGCGCGACUUCGACCCCAUCCUCGACUCUUAUGGUCGUGGUUUAUCACGCAUCGGGAACCUGCGGCGCUACGGCAACGAGUCGCUGCGGUUUGCUCGGUUGAGUUCGGGCGACGUGGAGCGGCUGGCGGCGCCUGAAUUAAAGCGCGUGGCGGCGCGGCUCGGUUACAAGCUUGGGUAAUGUGUUCGAGAG